Molecule: messenger RNA, 1314 nt
Organism: Symbiodinium sp. CCMP2456
Lineage: Eukaryota; Dinophyceae; Suessiales; Symbiodiniaceae
Source: the annotation of a GenBank genome assembly
GUGAACAGCGUGGUAUCACAAACCGAACAGGUGCCUGUACACACGGUCGAUGUCAUCGCUGGAACUUUGGGCUAUUGGCUUCAGGCUUGUGUCAAGGCCAAAGUGAAGAAGGAGAUGGUCAGCAAAGCUUGGGAUCUUAAGACAGCUUACAAACAGCUGCCGUUGAGUGAUUCUGCUUUUGAACUUGACAGCUACAUAGCCGUGUUCUGUCCACGGAGCAAGAAGCCACAGGUGUACAAGCAACGAGUCCUACCUUUUGGAUCGAAGGCCAGCGUGACGGGAUUCAUCCGUUGUGCAUAUGGUUUGUGGAAGAUCGGAUGUGUCCUUCUAGCCUUGAUCUGGAGCUGCUACUUUGACGAUUUCCUUGCAAGCAGUUGGGAAGAUGCAAGCAAGCACUUGGACAUGAUUGUUACAAUGUUUUUCCGACUCUUUGGAUGGAACGUGUCUUUGGACAAGCAGCUGGGCUUUGACAGCAUGUGCAAUGUGCUUGGAGUGACGCUUAGUCUUCGUGAAGCCAAGUUUGGUGUAGCAUACUUUUCGAACACAGAGAAACGUGCUGCCGAGCUGCGGGCUGUCUUGACGGAAUACGUGACAGGUGCCGCUUCGUUGCCCAAAGGUGCCGAGCUUGCAAAGCUUCUCGGCAGGCUUCAGUUCGCUUCAGGGCAGUUGUUCGGGAGGCGAGCACGACAUGCGCUGGGCGCUCUCACUGAGGAGCCCAGGACGAGCCCGGAGCAGAUGCGGCAAUCGAUGCAGGUGCUUCUGAGCUUGUUUGAGCAUGGGCGGCCACGCCGGGUCGCUGCUACGUGGAGUUCAGUGGUCCAUGUGUACGUGGACGCUUCGUUUGACUACGACGGCUACUCUGGGAUCGGUGGCAUGGCGUAUGACUCGUCAGGCAACAUCCUCGGUUGGUUCGGCAGUGAAGUUCCUAAGCACGUUCUUGAUGCCAUCUGCACAUACGGAGGGACGGCUCACGAGACUGUCAUUUUCGAGUUGGAGGCGAUAGCAGUGCUACUUGCAUUGCGUAGUUUCGCUUCUUUCUUAAAGGGUGCCAACAUCGUAGUCUUCACUGAUAAUGAAGGCGUCCACGGUGCUUUCGUGCGGUGCAAGUCGGCCAGCGUCUAUGGCCAUCAGGUGAUUACUUGUGCUUGUGACGUCGAAGAAAGUUUGGAUUGUCUGGUAUGGUACGAGCGAGUGCCAUCGAGUUCAAAUCCUUCGGAUUGCCUUUCUCGAGGCGAGGAGCUCAAGUGCACUUCAAGUCGCGUGCAAGUGAGCAUCGAGGAUGUUCACAAGGAGGUCUGUGCUGCAUGCCUCUAG